UAAUGUCUGGUCAUUGUCAAUUGUUGUGAAGUUUCCGCAUAGUGCAUACCCUGUCAACAGCACUGUCUGUUCUUUUGCAUUUGGCGACUUGGCGUUGUUUUGUCGUCACUCGUCAGUCAUCAGUGGUUUUUACUUUGUAAUUUUUACUUCUGAGUCGUUUGACUACUGUUCGUUUCUAUUAUUGAAAUAUUACCUCUAUUCAACUGCUAUGACCACAUUAUUGGUGAUCAAAUCAGCUAUGGCUGGUCUGGUGAUCGGUCGUGGUGGAGCCACGGUCAAGAACAUCGAACACGACAGUGGUGCGAUGGUAAAGAUAACCAUGGGUGAUACAGCGGACACGCGGAACGUGAAGAUAAUUGGCAGUGAAGACGCUCAGCGUUUAGCCAGUGGCAUGAUCGAAAAAAUCGUUGGUAAGGUUUUGCGGUCGGAAACGAUUUCUACUCCACCACUACCGCCCAGGCGACAAACACGUGAUCGUGGCGUGGGUAGACUGCGACCAAACAAGCUGGAGACCUCACCGUUAGAGAAAAUUUCUAUUAGUGACGAAGCUUGGAAUAAAAACGUCUCGGAAAAGAAGCAAGAGGACCACGAGAUUUUACAGUCAUUGCCGUCGAUCAUCAAAGACUUCUAUGUGGAGCAUGAGCAAGUAAAAGCCAUGUCUGAUGAAGAAGUGCAAUCGUUUAGAACUGCUCAAAAUGGUAUUACUGUAAAGUACACAGAUGGUGCUGAAUGUCCACGACCAAUACCGAAGCCAAUAAAAACAUUUCAGCAUGCUUUUAGCUCACAUCCAGAUCUCAUGAAGGUAAUUAAAAAACAAAAUUUUGCCACACCAUCACCUAUACAAUGUCAAGCAUGGCCGAUAAUCAUGAGUGGACAUGACUUGAUAGCAAUCGCCCAAACUGGUAUGGACAAGACAGACAAGACAUUGGCAUAUAUACUACCAGCUUUAAUUCAUUUACUUAAACAACCUACUCCACGCAAUGAACGCAUUGGACCAUCUGUGAUGAUAUUGGGACCAACAAGAGAACAUGUGCAACAAAUCCACGAUAAAAUAACAAAAUAUUUACAUAACAAUAUCAAAGUUACAUGUGUGGUUUCAAUACAAACCCAUCAACAACUUAUACAAGCUGAAAAACCAGAUAUUGUUGUAGCCACGCCAGGAAGGCUUAAUGAUUUGAUCAGUAUGCAAGCAAUUCAACUUAAACAUGUGUCUUAUUUGGUUCUUGAUGAAUUGGACCGCAUGUUAGAAAUGGGUUUUAAAAAUCAAAUAGAAUUGUCCCUUAGACAUAUGCAUCCAAAUAAACAAACUAUUUUGACGAGCGCUACAUGGCAAGUAGCUGUCCAAAAAUUUGCCAGUUACUUCACAAAAAAUCCUUUACAUAUUACAAUCGAUUCUCUGGAUUUAUCUACUGUGAAUACGGUAACUCAAAAAAUUAUUGUACUAAAUCAAAAUCAAAAGGAAGCUUGGUUAUAUGACUUUAUUAGCAACUCCCUCUCCAAGAAUGAUAAAGUCAUAAUAUUUAUGCAUAAGAAAAAUUUGGUUGAUAAGAUGUUUGAAUAUUUCAAUAACAAAAAUAUAGAAUGCAGAUGUAUACAUGGCGGACAGUUACAAGCUGAUAGCGAAAGAUCAUUGGUUGACAUGCGUAAUGGUGUUGUAUCCAUUCUUAUUGCUACAGAUGUAGCAUCCAGAGGAAUAGAUAUUCAUGGUAUCGGUGUAGUUAUUAACUAUGAUUUUCCUGUGAAUAUUAAAGAGUAUAUUUACAGAGUGAGUAGGACUGGUAGAGCAGGAAAAACGGGUUCAGCAAUUACUUUGUUCACUAACUAUGAUAAAUUCAAUGCUGCUCCCCUUAUUAGUGUUCUGGAAAAGUCUAAACAAUCUAUUCCACCGGAAUUAUACAAAAUGGUUACUAAAAAACAUCAAGUUAAAUAUUAAAGUUAAUUACUGUUUUACGCUUCAAUAAUUAUCUUGAAUUAUUAUGAUUAGUUUUUCAUUUUUCAUUUAAAUUAAU
Melanaphis sacchari is the source of this 2009-nucleotide messenger RNA. Its product is annotated as probable ATP-dependent RNA helicase DDX43. NCBI's taxonomy places the organism in Eukaryota, Metazoa, Arthropoda, Insecta, Hemiptera, Aphididae. The record is from RefSeq and is a predicted model, not a curated record. Gene Ontology annotation, molecular function: RNA helicase activity; ATP binding; RNA binding. The coding region runs from base 209 to 1933 and encodes 574 amino acids. The transcript has 2 exons.